AUGUUUGACGUUGACGACCGAUUUCUGAACACAACAAUCGGGAGCUCUGACUCGCAACUCCUGAUAUGGGCCUCCAUCGUGGUUCAAGAAGGCGAGGACAAUCGAGCAAUGCGUGAGCCACAUGUCGCACGGCUUCAGCUCCGCUCCAAGCGGCUUCUCUACCGCAGCUAUGCCAUCUUAUCCCAGAAUGGCGUUGCUCUGGACGCUGCGGUCCAGAAAGCGUGGUCUGGCUAUGCGCCGAGUAAAGUCGGCUGGUCGACCCAAGCCAAACACUGGGUUACCACGGAGAUGGCCACUGCUGCCCAUGUCCACUACAAUCUUUUGAGUGGCGAGCUUCUCGUCAAUGGUCUGCCGCUCGACCAGCCACCGGCCGAUUAUCGCAAGUCGACUUUGUUCCAGACUCUUUUUGGCGAUGCUACAGUUGAGGUCAUGCCUGCUUCAAACCCGGGCUUCCAAUUUUCAACCAAGCGCAGCUUUGGAGGGUGCGCUGUUGAUCUUGGUAUGCGAGCAGGGCAGUUGCUGGUGCGGGCUACGACAGAGCGUGGUAUGUACGAGACAGUACCAUCCAGCGUGUUGAAGGGCAAGUAUCCACACCACUUCCUGAAUGACUAUGUGCUCUGGCGCAAUACGGCAGACAAGAGCGUCAAGUUCCUCUCGAAAGAGAAUGCUUGGAAUUUCAACCAAUCCUCGCAAUGGAUGCUGUCGCAACCUCAAGCCGAUUCUCGCUGGGAAUUGAGCAGAAGCGGAGUCCGCGUAAUCAGCACUACUCAACAGACUGCGAAGGCGCUGGCGUCCGUUCUCCAGCCUCUGGCAGAUAUCACGCAAAUCCACUGCUUGCUCCAGCCGGACGACACUCUGCUCUAUGCGGAAAUUCCCCUCCUAUGUCUCAGCUUCAGCCUGCAAAGGGGAGGGCGCUUACUACAUUCCCAAGAACAUCGCCCAAUGUUCGUUGAUGCUGAUCAGUCCCUUGGCGCCUUCGUCGGUUUCCAAAACAAGUUAAUGCUGAAGGAUGAGCGCAGCAGCGACCGCAUUGCAUUGGUACUCGAGUCUGACUUGCAAUACAACAAGGAGGGCCAUCAUGUUGAGGUCCGCGUCAAGGACAAGUCAGAGUCUAAGGUUCAUGUCGUCAAGGUGGACAGCACUCUCCAUCGCCUUCUCGACAACAACGACUUAGACUGCAAGCUUUUCCUGGCGUACCUCCAUGCUCUUAUGUCGCAUUGUCUCCCGGAUCCUGCGACGCUGCACACCGGUACAGAGCAAGCGUUCACACUCCUCCGAUCGAAGGCAGUCGAAUCGUUCACCCAACUAUCUCCAUCAUUGGAAUUCAGGUCACGUACAUUAAAUAGGUCGUCGCCUAAUCCGUUGCGUUGUAUUAUACCGAGUGAUCGAUGGCCUCAAGCCAUCGAAUGCCUUGAGAGCGGAAAGUCUAUCUCGACAGCCAAAGAGGAAAUAUUUGCCGUUAUUGGCUGCCUCAGAUAUUACGGCGGCUGGGCGGACAAGAUUGAGGGCAAGACUCUCGACAUAAACCCAGAAACACUGCACUACACCAGACAGGAGCCGCUCGGUGUCUGUGGCCAGAUCAUCCCGUGGAACUUCCCAAUGCUGAUGUUGGCCUUCAAGAUUGGACCAGCACUUGCCACGGGUAACACAGUCGUUGUGAAGACCGCAGAGCAAACGCCGCUCGGGGCGCUUGUUUUCGCCGACUACGUUAAGCAAGCUGGUUUCCCUCCUGGCGUGCUGAACAUCCUCUCUGGCUUCGGCAAGGUUGCUGGUGCCGCCAUCUCCUCCCAUAUGGGAAUCGACAAGGUAGCAUUCACCGGUUCCACCGCUGUCGGGCGUACCAUCAUGAAGGCGGCAGCAAUGUCCAACCUGAAGCAAGUGACCCUGGAACUUGGGGGGAAGUCGCCAAACAUCGUUUUUAGUGACGCCGACAUCGAACAGGCAGUCUCCUGGGUCAACUUCGGUAUUUACUAUAACCAAGGUCAGUGUUGCUGUGCCGGUUCUCGCGUUUACGUUCAGGAGAGCGUUUACGACGCGUUUAUUGAGGCAUUCAAAAAACGGGCUCAGGCAAUUUCGGUUGGAGACCCCUUCGAUGCAAAUACAUUCCAGGGCCCUCAAGUCAGCCAGCGGCAGUUUGACAGAAUCAUGGGAUACAUCGAGGAGGGCAAGAAGAGCGGUGCAACGGUCGAGGCCGGGGGCAAACAACAAGGAAGCAAAGGUUACUUCAUCCAACCAACCAUCUUCAGCAAUGUCACUGCAGAUAUGAAGAUCAUGCAAGAGGAGAUAUUCGGGCCCGUUAUUGCCGUCGCCAAGUUCAAGACCGAAGAGGAGGUCAUCAAAAUGAGUAAUGACAGCCCAUAUGGUCUGGCGGCAGGCGUCCACACAAAGGAUCUCAAUACGGCCAUCCGGGUCAGCAACUCCUUGCUUGCGGGUACCGUCUGGGUCAACUGCUAUAACAUGGUGCAUCACCAACAGCCAUUUGGUAGAUAUAAGCAGAGUGGCAUCGGUCGCGAGCUUGGCGAGGCAGCGCUGGCAAACUAUACACAAACUAAAUCAGUUGCGAUUCGCCUAAGCGGUGCCCUAUUCUAA
Messenger RNA from Anthostomella pinea, 2589 nucleotides. NCBI's taxonomy places the organism in Eukaryota, Fungi, Ascomycota, Sordariomycetes, Xylariales, Xylariaceae. The record is from the annotation of a GenBank genome assembly.